Molecule: messenger RNA, 4574 nt
Organism: Spirometra erinaceieuropaei
Lineage: Eukaryota; Metazoa; Platyhelminthes; Cestoda; Diphyllobothriidea; Diphyllobothriidae
Source: the annotation of a GenBank genome assembly
AUGAACGUCUGCAUAGCGGUCAUAUCAAGCCGGAACAGCCCUCUCUACCUGAAAGCUACGAAGUCGGCAGACUUACUGAGUUAUCAUUUUCGGGUGUACGGAGCAUUAGAUGUAAUCGACGAAAAGGCUGGGAUGUUUUCCACCAAGUCAGCUUUUCCUGACAAGGACAGUUCGAAUCGAUACCUCGGUUUACUUUACCCCAUAGACGAUCAUUACGUUUACGGAUACAUAACUAACACGAACGUUAAGGUAACCUGUCUAACCAGAGGUUUUGGAGAUAUUUCAUGCUACACAAAUGGAGAUUUGUAUGACUGGUUCUUAAAAACCAGUUACGUCACUAGUUUUUAAUUAAAAACUUUUUAAAAACUGCAGAUUUGCAGUACUGCAAAGUUGCAGUGACUUGUUCGGGUUACCUGACAAACAUCUGCUCCGACAGUACGCUAGCGCAUUCUGUGAUGGCACCACAGCCGCCCAGGGCUAGCCUCUACGGUUCGUCUACGGCGAGUUUUGUGGUCAGCCAAGUCAUGCCAUUAGUCACUGCGUUCGCAAUCCGCCCAGCAAUCCCUUCGCGUGAUUGGGGCACGCUGUGCCUACUCAAUCAGAUCACUUGUCACAGGCAAACCCGUAAACUCGAGCUGCUUGUAAAAAUCUAGACAGAAGCUAGUACAAUGCUAUCAGGGUACUGGCAUCGUGCAGCAUAUAUGCACCGGCAAUUAACACUAUGUUAGCGCAGAAGUGGCAUGUGAUGCUAAUAGGGCGCAGGGCAUGGUUUGUGUCAGAUUCGCAUGGUGCUCGGGCAUACUGCGUACGAGUGCUUGGGAAGGUAGCUGAUAUUUAACUGCAGAUCAGUAAAAUCAGUCGCCCUACCGCUUGAUUCCAGUACACACCCGCUGCUACAGUCUUCUCAAACGCACCAGUCCCCAAUGCUGUCUGCGACGACGACAGAGGGCACCAUCGGACCGCUGACGCUGCUAUGUUUGUACGAAAUGGCAGUCGCCACGCUACGUCAUCAGGCUUGUAUAUGGGUGCACAAAUUUGGAGAUACAGCCAUUCAUUGGAGUGGUUGAGCUUGCCGAUGACAGCUUAUUUCAAGUCGUUACCGCUGCCGAAUCGGCCGCAGCGGUCACAAGCUGACGGCGCUGGACGGAGAUCUGCGACAGCGGUUGUGUAGUCCAAGACUUCAAAUACCCGAACAGUAUCUGCCAAUUCGAGACUUGCUGAUAAACGAGUGCUGAGUAGCAAACAUACAAGCGAACUCUGUAGGCGGUGGUGUCAAGAUCAGGAAGCGUUGCUAUGGGCUGCGUUGGCUGAAUAAGACGUGAAUCAAUCAGCCCCCCCUCUCCCACCCCAAGGGAGUGGUAGAAUGUGUGAUUAGCUGCUGCGCAGGCUAAAUGGGGGCGGUGAAAUAACUUGUGAAACGUUUGAGGCACUUUUCAUGCAGUUUAUACGUUUGGUCACUCGCGAGCCCACAUUUAGGGACUGUCUGGCUGCAAGGGGCGGCGGUAUAUGCCACUGAGGGACAUGUAAGGCCAAGUUACGCAAAUGCCCCAGACAAGUGCUUUGCUGCUGUCAUCCUGCGGCGGGAUGCCCCCUGCAGCAGCUAAACCUUGUUUCCCUUUGUUUAAUAUGUUAUUGAUAUUUUGAGUAUAAAAGCUAAUCGCCUUAUCCAUUUACCUUAGUAUUUCCAUUAAGGCGUGAGAGUAUUGUACGAAAAAUACUGCGAAUUUUCAUUUUUCUGACUGUUGUCACUCUGACCACUUCAUUUGACUGCUUGGCUUUAUAAAGGUCCGCCAGGGACGGUUUCGUAUGAUGAAUGAGUUAGAGGCCUCGCCGAGGCAGAGAGAAUGUGAUUUGGGCAGUUACCCAAGCAUGCACAAGUUUACCGUCUGAACACAAAAUGGCGUUCUCUUUCUCCCCUUCUGUGUUGCGUGAUCGGAUAACACUACUGGACAGCUUAUUGCACCUGACAUGGGAGGUUCCGCUGCGUUUUGGCUGCAGACCCACUCCUUCCUGGACCCCUUCACUUAGCCAUCCUCCUGCAAUUCUUCACAUGGUCUACAUGCAACUCACCUAGGGCACUGCGCGAGUUCAUAUCAGAGAAUGUCAUAAGAUAGGUUCAAUACGCUGAGUUACCUACCCUGUGAUUUGUUCCGUAACAAUGGUGGAACGAUCUUUUAAAAUAUCACAACAGGCGCCCGAAGCACGCUUAGCUGAUCUUAAGAUGGGCAGGUACACUUAACAGUCCAAAGAGGACCAACCAUUGCAUAAAGUUCCCGUAGUACCGUUUGUCUAGAAGGCCUUUAAAAAACUGCGAACCCCUUAUACGGCAAGAAGCUCGGGGCCAUUGUAGCUUCGCGACUUGCGACUGAGGAUUCUCGACUUCUGUGUAGAUUCAGCGCAAAAUGUACCAUCGCAGCACAGUAGUCGCCGCUGAUGCUGCAGAUAGCCGACGGUGCCAGUCAGCACUUGCUGGAUACUGGACAUCUUGCUUAUCAUUUCUUGAGCACGCAAUUUGCAUAGGGAUUUGGGAAGCGAGAAAUAAGCUCUACAGUAGACGCGCCAUCUCAAGAGAUGUUAACCGAAAUUCUGGAGUGCGUUGUAGACUCGAAGAGACUACCCAAGUAGGGUUGUGAUAUUUAUUAUCGUGUAGCAUAAUCAAAAGACAUUUCAUUCAAUCGGCAGGGAAGUAGUAUUUCUCCCCCUUAUUUUCAGUGCUCUUAUGAACUUAAAUAUAUUUUAUAGGAGACACGCACAAAAAUAUAUUUCUGUGGUAGAGGGGCGCUCACGAUCGUGCUUACGGAACUCACUCGUUCCGUUGUGCCUUACGGGCCCUCUCUCGAGCCUGCCUUGUCUUUGUCGGUAAUAACAUUCUGCAUAUACUUUUGUGCUCAUUUGGCAGCAGUUUACAUCUUCGAAUUUUAUGCUUAGAGAAAGUGUUUUUCGGUUUUAAGAACCUUGCCGAUUUAAGAAUAAUUUUGAACCCGAACUGUCGUUACACUUUCAUUCAAGGUUUCUAAACUGCCCGGCUUAUAGUUUCCGUGUAAGGAAGACCACACACUUAUACGCCAUUAAGAAGACGUCAUAUCACCUUAUCUACGCAUAUCACUAGUCGCUAUGCGACUGCCCGCGAGAGUUCUAGUCUAAGCCCCAGGGCACCACGGGACAAGCAUGUUCCGUAACCUGAUCGGUGAGCGCCCAUCUACCUUAAUAAAUAUUUCCGAUCACAACCGACAGGACAACGAGCCUGUGACCCAUUGGUAGAGCGUUCGGCUGAAUGACCAAAGAUCGCAGGUUCGAAUCCCACGCGGUUCGCACUUGGGAUUGGACAUGACUGGCUAAUGACGGCUAAUAAGCCAGAAAUGGCCAUUCCGGUCAGCCUUGUCUUUGUCGGUAAUACCAGAAAGCCUUUUCUUUAAACCGAGAAAUACCCUUUCUUCGUGUAUAAAAUCCGAAGAGGACUUGAUUUACUGCCAAACAAGUACAAUAAACAAAAACAUAUUUGACUUUAUAGGGUCAUCUAAAAUCACUAGGAGGAGUUAGCGCCACAUAAGUAGCCAUUUUUUACGGAAUGUAGUUUUCGGAGACGGCUCGAAGGGAGCUCGUUCGAAGGCCGGCAGCCCAAUUACUGAAAUAUUGUGGGAUUAUGCUACAUGAUAACUAACGUUACAACCUUACUUCGGUAAUCUUUCAUAAUCGAAAACAUAUUUCGGAAUUUCGGUUAACAUCUCAUGAGAUAGGACAUCUACUGUAUCCUGUGGGAUAAAAAUGAGAAAUAUCCGGCCUGAUUUCCGUUCAGUGCUUAAAGCAGGAACUCUGCAUCCUGACUUUAAUUGAUGUCCGCCCCGACAUACACCACUUCCCUUCCCGAUAAGUGGUCUCCGCGAGUGAUGCACCUUUAACAGCUUUUAUACACGACAAUAUUUUAAAUCUUGAUUGACAUCCUAACUGGCGCAUCAAAAAUAAGGCGGUCAAAAUACGCGUUCUCAGUAUCUCAGACAGUAAUUUCCUGUCUCCUUUCGUUUACGUGGAUUUCAUCAACUGGACUAUCCGUCGGCUUGGGUGGGGCACAGUAAAGGCCUACAGGAAGGGCUGCACUCCAAAAUGGUUUUACAGUCCCGCCUAAUGUGGGACAGGAUUCUACUUUGCGCUCCUUUUAAAGGUGGACUAUCGGAAUGCAACAACAAUUCCAUGGUUUUUGAAGCUUCUGAUAGACGUACACAUUCUUGAAGCAUCUUAGUUGAAGAUCGCCUGCGAGCCUCUGGUUCUUCGAAAAUUAUAGCUCUGCAUUUUGUGUUGUAAUGAUCCCCGAUUUGUGGUUAACGGGUGGCCACUUCUUCUCCCAGUUUGUUUUAGUACAAGAAGUCCAUUCCACUGCUAUGGACGCCACAGGAUCGAGUACUAGCGUGCAACUGGACUCCAAGGUCCGGAAGACCUUUCAAGCCCUACACGAUGCUUACGUUCGUCUUCUUUCGUCCCCAUUUUAUGUUUCAAACACUCCUAUUAAUCCUUCUGACUCAACAUCUGCAAAGAGAUUUGAGGAGGUGGUUGAUUCACUUCUGGAGUACCCGAAAUGA